CUUCGGGUCUCUUUGGCUCCUGCCGCUUGCUGCUCCGGCCCGCGCCGCGCGUCGCCAUGCCUCGCAAAAUCGAAGAGAUCAAAGAUUUCCUGCUCACGGCCAGGAGGAAGGAUGCCAAAUCUGUCAAGAUCAAGAAAAACAAAGACAAUGUGAAGUUCAAGGUGCGCUGCAGCAGAUACCUGUACACCCUGGUCAUCACAGACAAGGAGAAGGCAGAGAAGCUGAAGCAGUCCCUGCCUCCAGGUUUGGCGGUGAAGGAGCUAAAAUGAACCAGACACAGAUCGGAACUGUACAUUAAAACCUUGAAAAGUCAAAAAAAAAAAAAAA
This is a messenger RNA of Dipodomys spectabilis (banner-tailed kangaroo rat), 327 nucleotides long. RefSeq names its product 60S ribosomal protein L38. Gene Ontology annotation, biological process: protein-RNA complex assembly; translation. Gene Ontology annotation, cellular component: ribosome; cytosolic large ribosomal subunit. Gene Ontology annotation, molecular function: structural constituent of ribosome. Lineage: Eukaryota; Metazoa; Chordata; Mammalia; Rodentia; Heteromyidae. The coding region runs from base 57 to 269 and encodes 70 amino acids. The transcript has a single exon. The record is from RefSeq and is a predicted model, not a curated record.